AUGAAGCAAGAAAUGACGCCUCGAUGCUUCACAGAGGACAAAACAAACGCUCGAGAAGAGGUAUAUACAUAUAUAUGGAAGAAAGCUCGGACUUUUGACCUCGAAGCCAUGUUUGAACAAACGAGAAGAACUGCCGUGGAAAGGAGCAGGAAAGUCUUGGAGGCACGUGAAAGAGAGAAAGAAGACCAGGCUGAGAAAGAAUUUAGAUAUCUGCACCCUGAUUCACCAGCUUCAGCCUCAAAUGUAAUUGGAGCUCAGUCCACGUUAACACCAAGAGAUGCAGCCUGUAGUGAAAGUGAAGACAGCUCAGGUGAAGAGUUAACUGGCCCCUCUGUGCAAUCCCAAACUUCAGCUCAAGGUCAAAAUGAGGAUACUGAUGAUGAGGAGGAGGAAGAUGAAGAAUUCAUUGGGCCACCUCUCCCACCUGGGUUCAAGGACAGUGAUGAUGAUCAUGAUGACGAUGAUAUGCAGGAUGAAGAUAAUAACCCUGUAAAGAAAAUUCCAGAUUCUCAUGAAAUCACUCUUCAACAUGGGACAAAAACAGUUUCUGCCUUGGGUUUGGAUCCUUCAGGUGCCCGUUUGGUAACUGGUGGCUAUGACUAUGAUGUGAGAUUUUGGGAUUUUGCUGGAAUGGAUGCCUCUCUCCAGGCUUUUCGGUCACUCCAGCCUUGUGAAUGCCACCAGAUCAAAUCCCUACAGUAUAGCAGCACAGGAGAUGUUAUUCUUGUUGUCUCUGGUAACUCACAGGCAAAAGUUCUUGACAGAGAUGGUUUCCCUGUAAUGGAAUGCAUAAAAGGAGAUCAGUACAUUGUGGAUAUGACAAAUACCAAGGGUCAUACAGCAAUGCUCAAUUCAGGCUGUUGGCAUCCUAAAAUAAAGGAGGAAUUUUUGACAUGUUCCAAUGAUGGAACUGUGAGAACAUGGGAUGUUAACAAUGAAAAAAAGCACAAAGGCGUAUUUAAACCUCGAUCAGUUCAAGGUAAACGAGUGAUUCCUACAACUUGCACAUACAGCAGAGAUGGUAAACUUAUUGCAGCUGGCUGUCAGGACGGCUCCAUUCAGAUCUGGGAUAGGAAUAUGAGUGUACAUACCAAAUUCCACUGCAGGCAAGCCCAUGCCCCUGGCACUGACACUUCAUGCCUGGCAUUUUCCUAUGAUGGUACCGCCCUUGCCAGCCGGGGAGGAGAUGAUACUUUAAAGAUAUGGGAUAUAAGACAAUUUAAAAAGCCUCUUAAUUCAGCUGAAAGGUUGCCCAGCUUCUUUCCAAUGACAGAUUGCUGUUUCAGCCCUGACGAUAAAAUACUGGUCACAGGCACCUCUGUUAAGAGAGGUGGUGGCAGCGGGAAGCUUUUCUUCUUUGAUCGGGAGACGUUCCAGAAGUUGUAUGAGAUAGAUGUUACAAAUGCAAGUGUUGUGCGUUGCCUUUGGCAUCCCAAGCUGAACCAGAUCAUGGUUGGCACAGGAAAUGGAUUGGCAAAAGUGUACUAUGAUCCUAUCAAAAGCCAAAGGGGAGCAAAACUCUGUGUGGUCAAAACAAAACGAAAAGAAAGACAAGCAGAGACUCUUACACAAGAUUACAUUAUAACACCCCAUGCACUUCCAAUGUUCCGUGAACCUCGACAGCGAAGCACCAGGAAACAGCUGGAAAAGGACAGACUGGAUCCCUUGAAAUCUCACAAACCUGAACCUCCAGUAGCAGGACCAGGUCGUGGUGGCCGUGUUGGAACUCAUGGAGGUACCUUGUCAUCAUACAUAGUCAAGAAUAUUGCACUGGAUAAGACAGAUGAUAGCAACCCUCGAGAGGCUAUUUUACGUCAUGCAAAGGAAGCGGAGGAGAAUCCAUACUGGGUGGCUCCAGCAUAUGCUAAAACACAACCGAAAACAGUUUUUGCGGAAGUGGAACAAGAAGAUGAUGAAACAGAUAAGCCAGAGUGGAAAAAACGUAAAAUUUGAAGAAUUUUGCUUAAAGAACAAUUCAAGAGUAUCAAAAUGCAGCAUGUAUUUCUUU
This is a messenger RNA of Tinamus guttatus (white-throated tinamou), 2008 nucleotides long. The record is from RefSeq and is a predicted model, not a curated record. NCBI's taxonomy places the organism in Eukaryota, Metazoa, Chordata, Aves, Tinamiformes, Tinamidae.